CUUACUUCCUUGCUUCCUUGCUUCCUUCCUUCCUUCCUUCCUUCCUUCCUUCCUUCCUUCCUUCCUUCCUUCCUUUCUUGCUUCCUUCCUUCCUUGCUUCCUUCCUUCCUUGCUUCCUUCCUUCCUUCCUUCCUUCCUUCCUUCCUUCCUUCCUUCCUUCCUUGAUAGGUAUGAAGCUGCCGGAGAGUCGAUUCUUGCACUGGAAACUUUUGCAAAUCUUGCCCCUGUCUCCACUUGCAUUUAGGCUGGUGGAUUUGCAGAGCUGUAACUGUGAAUCGUGGCUUUUCCUCUUGGAUGCCGAUGAUGGUUAGUGACAGGAGGAGAGAGCCGAAAGAGGAGGAGGAGGAGGAGGAGGGUGGAUCCGAAGAUGUUUCGCUUUCAAGUCAGGCGACGAGAGAGAUUAACCGAGAUGAGCGUCUGGGGCAUGUCCAGGCCUGGCUGAGCGAGGAAACAGGUGUGCGGCAAAUGCACCUGGCAGGACCGGGCAGCUCCCUGCCGAGGCCCUCAGGCAGCUCAAGCGCGCCCUCCCAGCCACACGAAUCGGGAUCUCGAACCGGCUGCAGCUCCGGAGAUGCGCUCUGACCGUUCCUGGAUUCCACCUCACCUGGGAAAAACUCUCCUGCCAGAGAUGGAUUGAGCCGUCCGUCCGGUGCGUCUCCGGUCAGAGCGAGAUCCUUGGCCUUUUUUGGGGGAGGUUGGCAAGGAAGCAGCCACCAUGAAGAAAAUGUUCUCCUGUUCCAGCCAUGAAGUGGCGAUCGAAAGCUGGAACAAGCAUGACCAGAAGCUGUUUGACGCCGUUGAGAAAGGGGACGUGACCCGGACGUCCCUUUUUGCCUCGAGGAAGACGGCUCACCCCACCAAGCUCAACGCCCUGGGACAAUCUGCGUUCCAUCUGGCGGCUUCCAAGGGGCUCACGGAGUGCCUCACCAUCCUGCUCACCCAUGGGGCCGACGUCAACGAUAAGAACGAGGAUGGCAGCACAGCGUUGCACCUCGCCACCAUCGCUUGCCAGCCCCAGUGCGUGAAAGUCCUCCUUCAGCAUGGAGCAGACGAGGAUUGCGUGGAUGGGGAGAGUCGGACGCCUCUGCAUUGGGCUGCUUUAUCUGGUUGUGCCUCCAGUGUCUUGCUUCUCUGCGACCAAGAAGCCUUCCUUGAUGUUACGGAUAAGAAUGACCGGACCCCCCUGAUGAUCGCGGCUCAGGGGAACCAGACGGCCAUCUGCUCUCAGCUGCUCCAGAGGGGUGCCAAGGUCGACCUCCCGGAUAAGGAUGGCAAGACGGCUCUCAUCCUUGCCUGCGAAAACGGAGGCGCAGAGGCAGCUGACCUUCUCCUGCAGAACGGGGCCAACGUGGCUUUGAUGGACAAGACCGACCACGAUGCCUUGUACUACGCCACGCGAAGCAAAAACCGGAUUCUUCGGAGACAGAUCCGGACUGCCUUGAAGAGAUGGAAAAAACGAGAACUGGGGCUGUUUGACUCGUCGGAAACUGGUUCACAGGUGCCCUCCGAGAGCGGGAAAGACACCGACGUGAGUAGCUUGGCUUUCCAGAGCGAGGCGGGCGACCAGAGCGACGAUGAAGGAGAGGCGGAGGAAGGCUCCGAGUUACGGGAAUGGCAGAGCAGAUUCCGGGAGGAAAAGAUGAAAGUGAUCCAGCUGGAACUACAGCUGGACCAAAAGACCAAAGAGUGCCAGGUCUUCUCCAAGGGGUGCCAGCUCUUGAAAGAGAAGGUCUGGGACCAAGUACAGGAGAUCGGCCAACUCCUGCCAGAUCGGGAGGGACGUGUCCGCGACUGGCGGCAGCUGAGUCGGCACCUCGGCCACGAUCACACGGAGGGGGACCACUGCCUGGACCUUCUGGCCCAGCAAGUCCGAGACCUGAAGGAGAGGAAGAAGCAGCAGGAAGCAGAGAAGGAGCUGGCCAAAGCUUCAACGCAAGGUGGGAUGACCAGUCCCACCAAGCUCCAGCCCGCCGGGACGGUCCGGUGGCCUGGCGAGGAAGAGGCGGAGGAGCUGAAGCACCUGCGGAAUGAGCUCCAGGCAGCUCUGGAGGAGAAGGCCACCGCGGUCAGGCGGGUGGAGGAGAUGGAGGGGCACAUGGAGAACAUGAGGGCCGUCAUCGGGGUCUUCGAAGCCAAGAAGAAGUCGCAGAACGCGGCCCUCAAGGAGAUGGAGGGUCGGACGCAGCAGUUGGGCGACGAGAACCGAAGGCUGCGGGGUCUCCUGGGAAAACACCUGGCCGGUCCUCCCGAGACCAGCCUUGCCCAGGCGAAGGUGGCCCAGUGCAUUAAGGAGAUGGAGGAGACCCAGUUCAGGGCCCGGGAGGAGAUGGUGGCCAUGUUGGCUGAAAACGAGGACCUGAAGAAGGAAGCCGAGGAGGCCGUCCGCAGCAGGCUGCAGUUCCAAGCGGUGCCAUCCGGCGCGGUUAAGAAAUGCGUCACGGCCUGGAAGAAGGUUGUCACCGGCUGGGGGGCUCUGGCUAACCUGGAACAGGCCUGUUCUGCUCUCGUGGACAAAGCUCGACCUCUCCAAGAAGCCAUUUUGGAGCCUCCUUCCAAAACCUUGGUCAACGGCAACGGUCUUCCUGAAGAAGAGAAGAAUGGCUCUAGCCACGAGCCGGCUCGCUUAGAGACCGUCAAGGAGCUGCAGAAAGAUGGGGUAGAAAAGACCCAGGUCCAUAAUGGUCUUGUGGGGCAGGUGAAGCUCAGGCCGAAACCUGAGGGGGUGGAAAACAAGGCCCGUCCAUGCCAUCGGAGAAGCUCUGACAUGGAGAAGGAAGUGUGGGACCUCAAGCAGAACAACGGCGGCCUGGUGCAGGAAUUGGCCCAGCUGAGCAGGGAAAGGGAGAAGCUUCAGGAAGAACUUCAGAAGUUACAUGGCUCCACGGAGGGUUCUCCUCGGGCAGAGAAGACCGAGCGCCUGGUGGAAGAGCUGAAACGGACGGUGGAGGUCUUGUCCCAGGAUCUCUCGCUGGAGAAAGAGGAAUCGGGCAAGCUGCGCCUGAAGCUGGAGGAGCAGAGGAAGGAGGUGAUGUUCGUGAGGAACAACUUCCUCAAGAAGGUGAACCAAGACGCCAGCGGCAUCAUCGGCGACAACCUGGACAGCUGCAUCUUGAAGGAGCUCCACUGGAAGCUGGACAACGUGGUGAGGAAGCAGAACGAGGCCUUGCAGCUGGUGUCCGAGAUGGAAGAGGAGAACCGUGCCUUGGAGGCCGACCGGACUCUCCUGCUUGAUCCCAGGAGCCCCGACGAUGACAAAACCGGUCAAGAGAUCUUCUUGGAGGCCUCCGAGGUCAUCGGGGAAAACUGGAAGGUCAGAGAGCAGAUGGUGGAACUGGAGAAAGGCUUGCAGGAGAUGAAGAAGCUGCUGGUUGCAUCUCAGGUGACUCAAGGUGGCCUCAAGGCAGCCAGCCUGAUGCAGCUCCUGGACCGAGUCCUGGCCCAGAUGGCUGACCUGCGCCGGGAGGAAGAACAAGUUCUCGGCAAAUACGAGAAGAUCUGCAGCAUGCUAUCCACCAGGGCUCAGGUCCUGGGGGAGGAACUGGCGGCUCUCCGGGAGAAAUACGAGGAAGCCAGGGGAGCAUCUACCCGUCACAAGGAAGCCCUGGACCGCGAACUGCGGAAGACUCAAGAGCUGAUGGCCGAAGCUCUGGAGCACGAGGAAGAAGUGGAGGAGCUGAGAGGGAAGUCCCAGAAAUUGGAGGGCAACGUGGACAAGCUGAAUAAGAAAGUGGACGACAUCGCCAAGAUGUGCCAGGAGAGAGAUGCCAAGAUCAAGAAGCUGCUGAAGGAAACGGAGAAGCUCUCGAGCGAAAUCUUGAACCUACGGAGCGAACGCACUCGGCUGAUCCUGCAGAACGAGGUUGCGCAAAAGAACCACCAAGAGAUCGUGGCCAUAUACAGGACUCACCUGCUCAAUGCAGCCCAGGGGUACAUGGAUGAAGAGGUCCAUGCCAUGCUAUUGCGGAUCCUGAGGACAGACUGAAGUCCGGAAAACUCUGUGCGAGAAACCAGCUCCCAAUCCUCCCAAGAGCCGGCUCCGAUUUCGGGGAUCGCCCGUUGCCCAAAACCACGCAGGAAGGAUGCAACUUUGCAAAGCACGCCAGACCAUCUGCCUUUUUUGGCCAGUGGCUGGAAUUCCGAAUGCGAAAUGGGACCUCCGUUUGCACGGGUGUCUCUGAACAUCCGCCUUGCUCUCUAGAUGGAGAUCCGGGUUGGGGAAAGGGAAAGAAACUAAAAGGACAAGGCUCUUCCCUGCCGUGAGGUUUUGGGGCGUAAGCCAUUCUUGCGAGGGACUUGCUCUUCAUUGGACGGACGCCAGCAGGAACCACGAACCAGAGCUGGGAGUUAUCAAAUAUUUCUCAUCCCGUAAUUAUUAUUAAAAUUUGGAAAUCACCCUGUACUUUACAACAGCAAUUUGGCACGGAGAUUUAAGAUGGGCUGUUGCAAUGCAUGCAACUAAAAGCAGGUUCCCGAACAGCUGGGAUGAUCUAGAUCAUCCCAGCUUUUGUCGUCGCGUGCCGAAAGUGCAUGCAUGCACAUGGAACAGCACGCGUGCAUGCCUGUACCCAUAAUGCAAUGUGCAUGGCCCCCUGCGCCCUGUCCCCCGUGCAUGCGUGCAUGACCCCUCCGCCCCGUUUUGGGCCUAGCAGGCUUCCCUGCAGCCUCUGUGGCCCGUUUUUGGUCCAAGAGGCUGCAGGGAGGCCUGCUAGGCCCAAAAUGGGCCGCAGGGGGUGCGCCACCGCCCCCCAGCAUGUACGCGCAACCCCCGGGCAUGCACACGCAUUUCCUGCAUGUGCUCCGCCCCCCCAUGCAUGCGUAGCGGAGACCCAAAAAUCAGCUGCUUGGCGGUAGGCAUGCACACAUAUGGGGUGGUACUGAGCUGGGCGACGGCUCGCGUGCCCGCAGAGAGGGCUCCAUGUGCCACGUGUGGCACGCGUGCCAAAGGUUCGCCAUCACUGUUCUAGAUCAGCGUUUCUCAACCGUGGCCUCUGGCAGAUGUGUGGUCUUUGCUGGCUGGGGAAUUCUGGGAAUUGGAAGUCCACGCGUCUUCCAGAGGCCCACGGUUGAGAAACCCUGGCCGAAAUUUUUGCACUGCCAUUCCUGUUUCGGGCCAUUCCUUGCCAAAGAAAUAUAUACACUGCUAAGAAAAUAUAAAUAUUCGGGGGAGACCCAAAGGUGCUUUAGUCUGAUUUUUACAAAAGGUGGUUAAACCUUUGUUUGAGUUAUCAGGAUGUGGGGUUUUUUUUCAAACAAACAAACGAACAAGCAGAACCUUACAAAUAAAUGAUGGGCGUCUUCUUCGA
This is a messenger RNA of Pantherophis guttatus, 5303 nucleotides long. RefSeq names its product ankyrin repeat domain 35 (gene ANKRD35). Lineage: Eukaryota; Metazoa; Chordata; Lepidosauria; Squamata; Colubridae. The record is from RefSeq and is a predicted model, not a curated record. Gene Ontology annotation, molecular function: actin binding.